Molecule: messenger RNA, 1221 nt
Organism: Aphanomyces invadans
Lineage: Eukaryota; Oomycota; Saprolegniomycetes; Saprolegniales; Verrucalvaceae
Exons: 1
Coding region: 1-1221 (406 amino acids)
Biological process (GO): retrograde transport, endosome to Golgi
Cellular component (GO): trans-Golgi network
Molecular function (GO): protein binding
Source: RefSeq, a predicted model, not a curated record
AUGGAAUUCGGGCUCUUCGUCGUGCUCGCGGUCGUUAUCCUUAGUCGUGAAGCGAUCCUGUCGAAGAAGUCUGGAGAUGCUGUCAAAGCUGUCUUGACGCCGCUGUGGGGUCUCGAACGCGCAGAUCACGCGGCUGCCGUCGUCAUGCUGGCGACGUCGCUGCGACGCAAAACGCCGUCAUCGUACACGCAUGCAUGGCAAGUGGCACCACACGCUGCGUUCACGCAAGUGACGGACGAAAAGGCGACCGACAUGUCCGUGUGGCGGAAACAAGAGUCGAAAACACUCACGGGACGGUUCUACUGGUACAACAGCAAAACGAAAUCGACGCAGUGGGAACAUCCGCUAGCCAAACACGAACCCCCGCCGCCGCUGAUGUGCCUCACCACGAGUGUGGUAGAAAUAGCCGCCGUCAACUUGGGCCAGACGCACGCCAAGCUCCGGUACUUUGUCGUGGACUGUCGCGGCACGCGGUCCUCGCAAGACAUCAAGAGCGGCUCGAUUCCGUCGGCAUUUCCUCUGGACCCAACUGUAUUUGACAACCCGGAUCUAAUGCAUCGGACGCUGGAGACGCUGAGGCCACUGGGGUCUCAAGUUCACGUCGUGUUGGUGGGCCACGGCGCCGUGAUGCCCACUGCACCGACCGAUGAAGUUGCCGCGCAUGUUCGCGAAGGCAUCCGUGAAGACUUGGCCGUCGUAAAUCGCGCUGCGCUAUUUUUCCAAAAGCAUGGGUUCCGCUUUGUCAGUGCACUGGAUGGAGGGUACGCGGCAUGGCAUGCGUUUGUCCGAGAUGCGCCGUACACAUCGGUGCAUGAGCUAAUCGGUCACGAUCAACCCGAGUGCCGGUACUGCCGCGUCGAUGCCGGUACCGACCCCGAUGCCGUGGCGGGGCCGAAGAGGCGUUCAAGCAUCCCUCGCCUCCGCACAAGCUUGACAAAGCUCAAGAUGCCAACGCUAACCUCCCUCAGCUUCAAAAAGCACGACAACGUCAAGGACCGGCUGAGUGUGUCGUCGACGUCGUCGAGUAACCGCGAUUCGUUGAAGGAUCGCCUAUCUGUCGGAGGAUGGUCUCUCGUUCGAUCGCGCAGCAGUAUUGACAACUCAGCUAGUCAAAUCGUCGGGUUCGACGGGGAAGAAGACUUGGAGGGUGAGCCCAUGGAGCCCCGUGAAAGUUGGAGCGACGAAGAGAUUGAGAUUUCCCUGCCCACCCUGUCUGCGUAG